AUGUGUUGUAUUGAAAAACAGAUGGGUUUGGAAUUUGAGAAAAAAAUUGGCGGGAAUAUAAGAUAUCUUGGAGGGGAGAGAGCGCCAUACGCGACAAGAAAGGGAGAGAAAUGGUGGGAUAGUGAAGGAGCGAGUUGCGGAUUAGAUGGGCAUGGAUUUGGAGUAAAUGGGACCUUACGGUGCAUGAUUUUAUCAGGGAAAUCAAAUGUUGGUGGCUUUGUGUUUCAAUGCUGGAAACGGGUUCUGUUUGGUUUUGUUGAUGACGAUGACGAUGUUUCUGGAAUGGUUUUGCUGCUGAUGGAAGUGUUGUGGUGGUGUAAUGAGAAAGAGAGAGAUAGUGUAGCAGAUUGA
Dovyalis caffra is the source of this 351-nucleotide messenger RNA. The record is from the annotation of a GenBank genome assembly. Lineage: Eukaryota; Viridiplantae; Streptophyta; Magnoliopsida; Malpighiales; Salicaceae.